Molecule: messenger RNA, 2122 nt
Organism: Aphis gossypii (cotton aphid)
Lineage: Eukaryota; Metazoa; Arthropoda; Insecta; Hemiptera; Aphididae
Gene: Brf
Product: transcription factor IIIB 90 kDa subunit
Exons: 3
Coding region: 322-1797 (491 amino acids)
Biological process (GO): DNA-templated transcription initiation; transcription preinitiation complex assembly; transcription by RNA polymerase III
Cellular component (GO): transcription preinitiation complex; transcription factor TFIIIB complex; nucleus
Molecular function (GO): RNA polymerase III type 3 promoter sequence-specific DNA binding; RNA polymerase III general transcription initiation factor activity; TBP-class protein binding
Source: RefSeq, a predicted model, not a curated record
AGCUCCCCGUGUACAGCAGCUGGACGUAAACACGUUAUAUGUGUACUUCUAUCACAGAAUAGAUUUAUAAUAAUAAGAGGAGGUGUAAUUCUAUAAUAUUAUUAAUUAUUAUUUAUUUUAAUACUUCGACAAGUUCGACAUCGGCUGAUCAGUGAUCGUUCAGUGGUCGCCAGUCGCCACUCGCCACUUGGCAGUUUGUCUGGUCUCCGUUCUCCUUUCUAUGGAUUUGCUUUGGCGGUGGUUAGUGUAGUGUGUUCGUAGUGUUCGUACCUACGUAAACGUACCUAAUCUACAACGUGAAUCUAAUUUAAAGCAGCAGCCAUGAAGUGUUCAGACUGUGGUUCUCUGAACCUCGAUUCCAGUGAUGGACCAACAGUAUGCAUGGACUGUGGUGGCGUCAUGGACGAAUCACAUAUUGUGUCUGAAGUUCAAUUUGAAGAAACUGACCAUGGAUCUCGUGCUGUUGGGCAGUUUUUAUCAUCUGAUUCUCAAGCUGCUAAUUUUCACAACUUUGGCAGCGCUUUUCACCAUGGCAUGAAGCAACCGUCUCGAGAAAUGACUCAAGCAAAAGCUAGGCGUGGUAUACAAGUGUUAAGCAACAGUCUCAACCUUAGUCCUCAAACUUUGGAAAACGCUUGUGUCUACUACAAUAUGGCAUUGAAAAGACAUUUUACUCGCGGAAGAAAGAAUGCUCUGAUCUAUGCAGCAUCUGUCUAUAUUGCGUGCCGUAUGGAAGGCACUAUGCACAUGCUAUUAGAUGUAGCUGAUGCUAGUGAAGUUAAUGCAUUUGAACUAGGAAAGACAUAUUUGAGAAUGAUGCAAACAUUGACUCUGACAGUACCUAGUCUUGAUCCCAGUAUUUUCCUUAUGCGUUUUGUUAAUUCUCUAGAUUUUGGUGAUAAGACCCACAAUGUGUAUACAACGGCCAUGCGAUUAUUGCAAAGAAUGAUGAGGGACUCAAUUCAUACAGGUAGAAGACCAUCUAGUUUGUGUGGUGCAGCUUUAUUGAUUUCAGGGCGUAUGCAUGAUUUUAACCGUACUACUGAUGACAUUAUUAAAGUUGUUCACUGUCACCAUGCUACUUUGAAAAAACGGUUACUGGAGUUUAAAGACACACCUUCUAGUAUGUUAUCAAUAGAAGAGUUUAUGUCUGUUGAUUUAGAAGAAACUCAUGAUCCUCCAUCCUAUCGAGUAGCUCGUGCUAAAGAUAAGGAACGCAUAGACAAAUUUUUUGAAGCCAACGAUAGUGAAAAAGUGAUUGAUGAAGUAAAAACUGCAAUUGAAAAAGAACUAAAUAAGAAAAAAAAUACUACAGUUUUAGGUGUCAACUUGGUAGAAAUUGCAGCAACAGCAUCUCCUGAACCUGGAGGUAGUAGUAAACCUGCCAAUGUAGGGCCUUCAUUGGAAAUUAUGGGUUUAUCUGAAAAUAAACGGUCUUAUGAAGAUGAUGAUGAAGAGGAUUCAUUGUAUGAUGUCGUAAUAGACGAAGAUGAAAUAGAUUCUUAUAUUCUGUCUAAGGAAAGCCAUGAACUCAAGAGAAACAUGUGGAUGAAAAUGCAUGGUACUGCUUUUAGAAAAAUGCAAUUGAAUAGAGAAGAAAGAGCAAAGAACCCAAAGGUUAUUAAAGCUAAAGAAAAAAAAGCAAGAAAUUCUUUACGAACACCAGCAAAGACUGCAGCUGAAGCUGUGGAACGAGUUUUGAAAAAGAAAAAACUUUCAUCAAAAAUUAACUAUGAUAUACUUGACAAUCUUGACAGUUUUGUUAAUUCUGAUUCUUCAUCCUUACCUGGAUUAUAACUUAUAUAUUAUGUAAUAUAACAUAUAAAUGUUAUUUUGUUGUAUUUAGUAGCUAUAUAAAUUACCUAGGCAUGUAAAUAUUUUUUUUUCAUACCUAAUAUACACGUUUUUGUAUGGUAUAACAUAAUGUAUUUUGCUAUGGAAAGAACUAGAUGAAUUGAAUAGUUACUAACUCAAAUAUUUUGUUUGUAACAAGCAUCUAGAAAGCUUUUUGUUUAAUUUCAUUCUAUCUGUAAUAAACUCAAAUUAUUUUAUUUGUAUUAAUUAUUAGUUUCCUAUGUAAUUUUUUUAUAUUAAGAAUAUAACAUCCAUGACACUUGUAUAA